Diaporthe citri is the source of this 1359-nucleotide messenger RNA. RefSeq lists its product as uncharacterized. The coding region runs from base 1 to 1359 and encodes 452 amino acids. Lineage: Eukaryota; Fungi; Ascomycota; Sordariomycetes; Diaporthales; Diaporthaceae. Gene Ontology annotation, molecular function: polynucleotide 5'-hydroxyl-kinase activity. The transcript is spliced from 3 exons. Gene Ontology annotation, biological process: tRNA splicing, via endonucleolytic cleavage and ligation. The record is from RefSeq and is a predicted model, not a curated record. Gene Ontology annotation, cellular component: mRNA cleavage factor complex; nucleus.
AUGCGUCCCCGCGACGCAGCCACCACCCCCAUCCGCAAGAUCAACCUCCGGCCCUUCUGGGAGUGGCGCUUCGAGAUCCCGCACAACUCCACCGUCGCCGUGCGCCUCGUCUCCGGCACCGCAGAGCGCGACGGCACCGAGCUCGCCCUCAACGUGACCUACAAGCUCCGGGGCACCAAGUCCAAGAUCCUGACCUGGCGCGGCUGCGAGAUCGAGUUCGAGCCCGCCGGCGAUUUCGACGAGUAUGUGGCCGAGUACAUGGGCCCCGACGAGACGCCCCAGGUGUCCUACCUGAACCUGCACUUCCUGCUUGACGGCCUGCGGAGGGAGGCGAGGGCCAAGAACGCGACGGGGCCCCGGGUCCUGAUCGCGGGCGCCAGGGAUGUCGGCAAGACGAGCCUGGCGCGCACCCUGGCGGCGCUGGCGGUCAAGUCUGGAGCGCAGCCGGUCGUGGUCAACACGGACCCCCGCGAGGGCAUGCUGAGUCUGCCCGGGACCCUCACUGCCGCCGUCUACGCCACGAUUAUGGACCUGGACGGCGAGGGUACCAACGGAUGGGGUGGCACGCCCACCAGCGGGCCGUCUGGUGUGCCCGUGAAGCUGCCCAUCGCGCAGUAUUACGGUUGCCAGAGUCCCGCGGACGAUGUCCAGUUGUACAAGGAGCUUGUGUCGAGGCUGGCUGGGUCCGCAACGGCCCGCAUGGGCGGCGACGUGGACGUCAAGAGCUCGGGGAUGAUAAUCGACACGCCAGGCAUCAGCUCCUCCGGCCAGAUCGAGGCAGGGGAUUUGGACGUGUUGGGGCAUGUGGUCGACGAGUUGUCAGUUAAUAUUAUUGUUGUUUUGGGCUCGUCUCAGUUACACACAGAGCUACAGAAGCGCUUCGCGAGGGAAAAGACCACCCUGGGCGAGCCGAUCGCAUUGGUGAUGCUCGACAAGUCGCACGGUGUGGUCGAGAGGGAUGAGGGCUGGAUGAAAGCUAUGCAGGAGGCUGCCAUUAAGGAAUACUUCUUCGGCGACAGCAAGAGGACUCUGAGCCCCUUUACACAGCAAGUGGAUUUUGAUGCCGUAGCUAUCUACCGUAUUCCCGAGCCGAACGAGCAUGGCAGUGAAGGAAGAGGACUUGAGAAAAUCGAGCCCACGCCAGCCCUGUCUCACUGGACCUUAGCAGUCAUGAACGCCUCCGUCGGCGACUCCCCGGAAAGCAUACGGACAGCGCCGGUGCUGGGAUUUGUCUACAUCUCCGACGUUGUCAAGGAUAGGAGGAAGCUGAGCAUGCUGACGCCUGUGAGCGGCAGACUUGGAAAGCGGCCGUUGUUAUGGGGAAACUGGCCAGAGCAAUUUAUCAACCUCUUGGGAUGA